UCUUGCUCUUCAGUUUCCACUCAAACUCAAAUCUCCCUGAGAUUCUUCACCUCUCGCAUUCAAAGGAGAAAAAUUAAAGAAAACAAACCUGUAAUCUCUCAUCAUAUAACAUAAUUUGUGGGCAGCAGAAACUAUCUAACUAACGAUGGCAACUGGCUACGGCUACGACGACGCCCCGGGCGAUUACGAAGGAGCAGCUGAUGCUCGCGGUUCCCAAGACUUUGCCUAUGAUCCAAACUUCGUACCUGACUCCGUUAAGACGUUCGUGGUUCACCUGUACCGCCACAUUCGUGAGAAGAAUGUGUACGAGAUCCACCAGAUGUACGAGACGUCCUUCCAGAGUCUCUCCGACCGUCUCUUCAAGGAUACACCAUGGCCCUCCGUUGACGCCGUUGCCAAUUACGUCGACAACGAUCACGUCUUUUGCCUUCUUUAUCGAGAGAUGUGGUUCCGCCACCUGUACGCCAGAUUAUCACCCACUCUUAAGCAGAGGAUUGACUCUUGGGACAACUAUUGUAGCCUGUUUCAGGUGGUGUUGCAUGGAGUGGUGAAUAUGCAAUUGCCCAACCAGUGGUUGUGGGACAUGGUGGAUGAGUUUGUUUAUCAGUUUCAGAGUUUCUGUCAGUAUAGGGCCAAGAUGAAGAACAAGACAGAACAGGAGAUUGCGCUUUUAAGGCAGUAUGAUCAGGCUUGGAAUGUGUAUGGGGUGCUGAAUUUCUUGCAAGCACUUGUGGAGAAGUCCAUGAUCAUUCAGAUUUUGGAGCAGGAAAAGGAAGGGAUUGAGCAAUUUACCGCAACUGAUGGUUAUGAUUACAAUGGAGGGAGUAAUGUGUUGAAGGUUUUGGGCUAUUUCAGUAUGGUGGGUUUGCUGCGAGUUCAUUGUCUUCUGGGUGAUUAUCAUACUGGUCUCAAGUGCUUACAGCCGAUUGACAUUACACAACAAGGUGUUUACACCAGUGUUAUAGGAAGUCACAUUACUACAAUAUAUCAUUAUGGGUUCGCCAAUCUUAUGUUGCGCAGGUAUGUGGAUGCCAUUCGUGAAUUCAAUAAGAUUCUCUUGUACAUUUACAAGACCAAGCAAUUUCAUCAGAAAUCUCCACAGUAUGAGCAGAUUCUAAAGAAGAAUGAGCAGAUGUAUGCUCUGUUGGCAAUUUGUCUUUCCCUUUGCCCCCAAGUGAAGCUUGUAGAGGAGACUGUGAACUCACAACUAAGGGAGAAAUAUGGGGAGAAGAUGAUCAGAAUGCAAAGAUAUGAUGAUGAGGCAUUUUCUAUCUACGAUGAACUCUUCUCGUAUGCAUGUCCUAAGUUCAUUACCCCCUCAGCACCAAGUUUUGAGGAGCCUCUUGUAAAUUACAACCAGGUAUGCUCUCUUUAUGUUGUCUGGGCCUCUGUAAUUGUAUGA
Molecule: messenger RNA, 1402 nt
Organism: Pistacia vera
Lineage: Eukaryota; Viridiplantae; Streptophyta; Magnoliopsida; Sapindales; Anacardiaceae
Product: eukaryotic translation initiation factor 3 subunit L
Exons: 4
Coding region: 146-1402 (418 amino acids)
Biological process (GO): translational initiation
Cellular component (GO): eukaryotic translation initiation factor 3 complex; cytoplasm
Molecular function (GO): translation initiation factor activity
Source: RefSeq, a predicted model, not a curated record